ACAGAGCGGGGGGAAGAGAGCACAGUGUCCGCGGCGCCCCUCCCCCCCGCGCGCUCAGUGGACGGUGCGGAGCGGACCCACGGCCCCGCGGCUCCCCCGGGGGUCAAGUGAGGACGUUGACUGCCCAUGGAAGCACUCUGAGGUCCAAGCAGUGCAAGUGGUCGCGGAGGAGCCAGAGCACAAAGAUUACGUGUUGUCACGGAUGAACACAGCGACUCCAUCAGCUGGCUGCACACUAGAUUCGAGGACUCGGCUUUCAGGUGUUGGCAAAUGGUCAUCUGGGGCUCCCAGGCUGCAUGGGAGCGAGCCGUGCUCCUGGUAAAUGGAAGAGAUCCAUGCCGUAGCUGCUUUCUCCAGGGAGAAAUUGCCGUCUCCUGCAACCUGCUGUAGAUCUGCAGAGAAUCUAGGAAACACGGGCAGGAUCAGUUCAGCUUUUGCUGCCAAAACAAGUCUGGACCGGCAGAGGAGAAACAGCCCAGCCGUGAUGAGAGAGACUGACAUUUAUUCAAGUAUCUUCCAGCUCGUUGUCAACGAUGGCUGUCACUUCUGCAUACUCGUUGGAUGGUGAUGCAGCAUGUCAAGAGCAAUGGUACAGGUUGCCUUGAUGCCAUUGUGCAUGUUUUGUUCUCCUUGGGACUUCAUAUUGCCAUGACAACACAGUGACACCACUAGGAACAGCCAGCUAACGGAGAUCAAGAGGGAAGUUCAAUGACUGUUCCUAAUAGGAUCCAAGGUUGCAUUUGCAACAAAAGGGCCCUGAGCAGCCAUCUCCACAGCGAGAAGAUGAAAUUUCCAUUCUAUUGGCCCUUUAUCAAGAAGGCACAAUAACAUUUCCUUCUAAAGACUUGCUAAUAAAAACUGUUUUGGUUAUGGCUACUGAUCCAACGUGAUUGAGCGUCCACCGACUCUCGGACUCAUGACUGGAUAUACGAUGUUGCGAAAUGGGGGAGUGGGGAAUGGAGGCCAACCCUGGAUGUUACGAUGGUCCAGUCGGAUCCGGCUCACCUGGCUUAGCUUCACCCUGUUCGUCAUCCUCGUCUUCUUCCCCCUUAUUGCCCACUACUACCUAACCACCAUUGACGACGCAGAUGAUGCCGGCAAGCGCAUCUUUGGCCCCCGCACGGGCAAUGAGCUGUGCGAGGUGAAGCAUGUCCAGGACCUGUGCCGCAUCCGCGAGUCGGUCAGCGAGGAGCUGCUCCAGCUGGAAGCCAAGCGGCAGGAGCUCAACAGCGAGAUCGCCAAGUUGAACCUGAAGAUCGAAGCCUGCAAGAAGAGCAUUGAAAACGCCAAGCAGGAUCUCCUGCAGCUGAAGAAUGUCAUCAGCCAGACGGAGCAUUCCUACAAAGAACUGAUGGCUCAAAACCAGCCAAAGCUCUCCUUGCCAAUCCGGCUGCUGCCAGACAAAGAUGACGCUAACUUCCCUUUGCCAAAAUCCAGCAGGAACUGUAGACUGCACAACUGCUUUGACUAUUCACGCUGCCCGCUGACAUCUGGCUUCCCUGUGUACGUCUACAACAGUGACCAUUACCCUUUCGGAAACUCCUUAGACCCUUUAAUUAAGCAGGCCUUUGAGGCGACGGUCAGAACUAAUGUUUAUGUGACUGAAAAUGCAAACAUUGCUUGUGUGUAUAUAGUCUUAGUGGGGGAGCUACAGGAGCCCAUAAUGCCAAAACCUACUGAACUAGAGCAACAGUUGCACUCUUUGCCAUAUUGGAGGACUGAUGGACACAACCAUCUGAUCAUUAAUUUAUCAAGAAAGUCGGAAACACAGAACUUUAUCUAUAACAUUAGCACAGGGCGUGCCAUGAUUGCCCAGUCCACCUUCUACGACGGACAGUAUCGGCCAGGGUUUGAUAUCGUGGUAUCGCCUUUGGUCCAUGCAAUGUCUGAACCCAACUUCUUAGAGAUCCCACCCCAGGUGCCAGUCAAGCGAAAGUACCUGUUCAGUUUCCAAGGAGAGAAAAUUGAAUCUCUCAGAUCCAGCUUGCAAGAGGUUCGCUCGUUUGAGGAGGAAAUCGAAGGCAAUGCCCCAGCUGACUAUGACGAUCGGAUCAUUACCACCUUGAAGGCUGUCCAGGACAGCAAAUUGGACUUUGUCUUGGUGGAAUUCACCUGUAAGAACCAGCCUAAGGCAAGUCUGCCCACUGAGUGGGCUCUUUGUGGAGAAAGGGAUGACAGGCUCGAGCUACUGAAGCUAUCUACUUUUGCACUGAUAAUCACCCCGGGGGACACUCAUCUGGUGAUCUCUGCUGGGUGUGCCAUGAGACUCUUUGAGGCUCUGGAAGUCGGAGCCAUCCCAGUGAUUCUUGGAGAGCAAGUUCAGCUGCCCUAUAACGAUGUGAUCCGGUGGAACGAGGCAGCCUUAAUAAUACCAAAGCCACGUAUCACAGAAGUGCACUUUCUUUUGAGAAGCAUUUCUGAUAAUGAUCUCCUUGCCAUGAGGAGGCAGGGCCGUUUCUUGUGGGAGACCUACUUCUCCACCUCUGAUAACGUGUUCAGCACAGUCUUGGCCAUCAUAAGGACUCGAAUCCAAAUCCCAGCAGCUCCUAUUCGAGAAGAAACUGCAGUGGAAAUCCCACACCGGUCUGGCAAAGCUGCCGGUACGGACCCCAACAUGGCAGACAAUGGAGACUUGGACCUGGGGCCUGUGGAAACCGAACCACCCUAUGCGUCUCCCAAAUACCUUCGCAACUUUACCCUCACAGCAAUGGAUGUCUACAGGAAUUGGAAUUCAGCUCCGGGACCUUUCCACCUCUUCCCCUACACGCCCUUCGACCCUGUUUUACCUUCAGAAGCUAAAUUUCUAGGGUCUGGAACUGGAUUUCGACCGAUCGGAGGAGGAGCAGGUGGUUCUGGGAAAGAGUUCCAGGCUGCGUUGGGCGGCAAUGUCCCCCGGGAGCAGUUCACGGUAGUCAUGUUAACCUAUGAGCGAGAGGAAGUCUUAAUGAACUCCCUAGAGAGGCUCAAUGGACUCCCUUACUUAAAUAAAGUGGUGGUAGUGUGGAACUCUCCCAAGCUCCCUUCUGAAGACCUGUUGUGGCCAGACAUUGGCGUCCCGAUCAUGGUCGUCCGCACGGAGAAGAACAGCCUGAACAACCGGUUCCUGCCUUGGGACGAGAUCGAGACGGAGGCCAUUCUCUCUAUAGAUGACGAUGCCCACCUUCGCCACGAUGAGAUCAUGUUCGGGUUCCGAGUCUGGAGAGAGGCGAGGGACCGUAUCGUUGGAUUCCCCGGACGGUACCACGCGUGGGACAUCCCCCAUCAGUCCUGGCUCUAUAACUCUAACUACUCGUGUGAACUGUCCAUGGUGCUCACUGGUGCUGCCUUCUUUCACAAGUACUACGCAUACCUGUACUCCUACGUGAUGCCCCAGGCCAUCCGCGACAUGGUAGACGAAUACAUCAACUGUGAGGAUAUCGCUAUGAACUUCCUCGUCUCUCAUAUCACCAGGAAACCACCCAUCAAGGUGACCUCGCGCUGGACUUUCCGCUGCCCGGGCUGCCCCCAGGCCCUUUCACACGACGACUCUCACUUCCAUGAGCGGCACAAGUGCAUCAACUUCUUCGUCAAGGUGUAUGGGUACAUGCCUCUGCUCUACACCCAGUUCCGCGUGGACUCGGUCCUCUUCAAGACCCGCCUGCCCCACGACAAGACUAAGUGUUUUAAGUUCAUCUAGGAAGGAGGGGAGCCAGGCGGUCAGGUGCCCUCGGCACGCUGGACUGUGGCGAGCAGCUGGCAGACGACGGUCUGACAGGUUCCCGGGGAGCGAUGCCCCCCGCGUUGACGGUGGCCUUCCCCCUGAGUGACAGGAAGAUCCUGGAUCCCGAUAGGCGCAUUCACUUCCCAUGGUGACGCCUUCACGCGAGACAGAUCCCAACCACAUCCUGUGUAAAGACGCUUCCUAGCGUCAGACACUGAGGAAAUGGAGACUUUGGUUAGCGGCUCAGCUAGUGCGGUAGCCAAGGGCCACCA
This is a messenger RNA of Gavialis gangeticus (Gharial), 3972 nucleotides long. It is a transcript of the gene EXTL3, whose product is annotated as exostosin like glycosyltransferase 3. NCBI's taxonomy places the organism in Eukaryota, Metazoa, Chordata, Crocodylia, Gavialidae. Bases 917 to 3676 code for a protein of 919 amino acids. The transcript is spliced from 8 exons. Gene Ontology annotation, cellular component: membrane. The record is from RefSeq and is a predicted model, not a curated record. Gene Ontology annotation, molecular function: glycosyltransferase activity.